Messenger RNA from Paramecium tetraurelia, 4848 nucleotides. RefSeq lists its product as uncharacterized. The record is from RefSeq and is a predicted model, not a curated record. The transcript has 5 exons. NCBI's taxonomy places the organism in Eukaryota, Ciliophora, Oligohymenophorea, Peniculida, Parameciidae.
AUGAAUAUGUCUAUAGUCUUUAUACUCGUAGGCUUAAUUGAUACUGUAUAUUCAUCUUGGCGAUUAAUAUAUCUUUACUUAUAUAAUGAUGAGAAAUUUACUUAUUACAAUGGGCCAACUGCAGAAUAGUAUUCAGGAAACUUUUUAUUACCAUCAACUUAAACAACAGCUAAUUUUAUAACUUGCGCAACACCUCCAACAAGCUACAUAACUCUAAGUAGCGCAUCUCCAUCAGCUUAAAAUAAGGAUAAUCGAUUACUUAGUAAAUAUUGUUAUUUAACUGUGGAUUUAUAUUUUCAAGGUACAUGGACGUCCGAAACAGUAACUAUUUAAUUUAGCUCCUUUUCAUAUACAUAUAAUUACAUCCCUCCUCCCAAUUAUCAAGUGUCAAAUGGAUUUUGUGAUAAUAUUCCUUAUGAUAUAAGAACACUUAAUUUUGCAUUUUAAUUGCCUAGUCCAGUUUACGGAAAUCUAUAGUUUACAUCAUCAAACACAAAUGAUGGGUAAGUUUCGAUCAGAAAUAUUCACAUUACUGACCCAAAUUUAUGUUAUUAUAUAUGCGAAACAUGUACAGCUGAUAAUUACAAAUGUGUAAGUUGCUAUUAUGGAUCGCCAACAAACUCUGUUUGUCCGCCUUGCCCAUCCAAUUAAUAUUUUGAGAAAAAAUAUGGAUGUAGAAACACCUGUGAUAUUUAUUAACAAUUAUAUUCUAAUGGAUUUUGCAAUAAUUAUCCUGUUUAAACAUAUUCCAACGUUCUGAUAUCAACUAUUAAAAAUGAAUGGUCUAUUAUAUAUGAUCCAUAACAUUUAGAUACAUCUCCAACCAUUCUGGGUUCUGGGAUAUACGGAAUAUUUAAAUUUAAUUCUGGCAUCUAUAAAUUUUAUUAUUCUAAUUUAGCUGUUCCUUAUUAAAUUGGAUUGAAAAUAUCAGUUGUAACAUAUAAUGAUAUUCCGAUAAAUUGUGGAAUAUCGUUUAUGAUUAAUAAUAAUGUUAUUGGCAUUAUUUACAGAAAUGAAUCAGGAUAUUAAACACAUAAUUUCAUAAUCUAUGAAACAAAUAGCCUUCCUUUAUCAUUAGGUUAUACCUCAAUUUAAAAAUUUCAUCUAAUUGUAUAUGCUGGCAUUUCUAGUUUUCCAAUUCUAUUUUCAGCUCGAGGAAAUUAUAAUGAUGAAACAGCAGGAUGGGGUUUGGAAUAUGUUUACAUAGUUGAAGCAUUAUGUCCUUAAUACUGCUAAUUGUGCGAGGUAUCAUUCAAAUGCAAGAUUUGCAAAAGUGGAUACUUUCAAUACAAGAAUAAUACUUGCAUUGCCAACUGCGAUUAACCAUAUCAAAAAUUAGAUGGUUCUUACUGUUAUGAUUUUGAUGAUGAAACGCCUUACUCUUAAUAUUAAACUUAUGAUUUUGUAAAUAAUACUUUUGAUCCUGAUUACAAAACAGGGUAUACACUAAUCUCUUAAACUGGGACGAAUUUUAUGAAAGGAUCAGAUAUCUAUUAUUCAUAUUUCAAUACACUGAGAAUCUUUGGAGGACCUUUCACAUGGGCACAGGCUAAAUUUUAAAGGAUUCAUAAUAUAGUUGAACCGCAUUACAGUAUUACAAUCGCUUUUUAUAUACUUUAUGGUCCAGCAUUCCCUUCGGAUGGAUAAUUUAUAUAUACUAUUGAAAAUAAACCACCAAUUUAUAAAUCAGCUAACAGCUUUUAAGGUUUAAAUAAUUAUGGUGGAAAAUUCGACAAAGUAUAUGAAAGGAUAGAUCACUAUGCAAAUACAUUGACAAUAAGUUGGGAAUGUUUUGGUCCAAACAAUGAACCAGUUAACGCUUAUUGUGGAUUUUAUUAUUACUACGUAACCAUCCAUAAAUGCUAGCCAUAUUGUUCAUCAUGCUAAGAUCUAAAUACCUGUAUAUAAUGGAGCCUCAAUUAUGAUCCGAAUGUGGUGAAAUUCUCUUAAGCAGAGUGCUUAAGUAAUGAAUAUUAUGAUAAAUAUACUGUUGGAUGUUUGGUUUGUCCAGCAUCUUGCUUGACGUGUACAUCUAAAAUUGAUUGUUAAACGUGUUAGCCUACUUAUAUAUAAUCUAAAUUAGGUUGUAUUUGUAAAUUGAAUUAAUGGGAAGAUUAAAAUCAGUGUGUUGAUUGUCCAAUUGAAUGUAAUUAAUGUAUAAGUCCGACCCAAUGUAUAAAUUGUUUAGUAUCAAAUAAUCGAUAGUUAAAAAAUCAAUAAUGCAUUUGUAUUGAUGGAUACUACCCAAUAUCUGGGAAUCCUAAAUGCAAAAGAUGUCAUUAAUUUUGUGACACUUGCUCUGGACCAACUUCUAACGAUUGCCUAACUUGCAAUAAUAAUAUUGCGAAUAUUGAGACUGUUGGUCAAACAUGUCAAUGCCCUACAGGUUAUUUUUAUAAAGAAGUAUCUAAAACUUGUUCUUAGUGUAAUUUUACAUGUUAAACUUGCUUUAAUGGAACAAUAGAUGGUUGUUUAUCUUGUGAUUCUAAUUUAAAUAGAAUAUUAAUAGGAUUAAAUUGUAGAUGUUUGCCUGGCUACUAUUAUUUAAAUGAAGUGUGUACAGAUUGUCCAAUUUAGGAAGUUCCGAAUUUCUGGGCAUGUUUCAAAUUUUGUCCUGGCACUCAGUAAGUAUGGCAUACAAAUACAUGUAAUUCUUGUGAUUCAGGAUUCGAACUGGUUUCUGGAUAAUGUCUACCUAUUUGUGGAGAUUAAUAAAUAAUAGGAAUAGAGUAAUGUGAAGAUAAUAAUACUACCAUGGAUGAUUUAUGUUAUAAUUGUUAAUUUCAAUGUCCAGUCCAUUGUUUAACUUGCAAUGCAUCUACUACUUUGCCUUGUCCUGAUAUUUGCGGAGAUAAGAUGGUUACAGGAAUAGAAGAGUGUGAAGAUGGAAACAAUAUAUAAUAUGAUGGAUGUUUUAAUUGCAUGUAUUCAUGCUAACCUCAAUGUACUAAGUGCAUUAAAGGAGAGUGUUUUGAAUGUUUGACUAGUGGAUGGCAGAUUGAUCCAACAGUUCAACCUUGGUAAUGUAAAGAGAUAUGUGGAGAUUUGAAAAUAGUAGGUCAAGAAUAAUGUGAAGAUGGAAAUCAGGAUGAUAAGGAUGGAUGUUAUAAUUGUAGGUAUUUCUGUAGAUAUGGGUGUUCAUCUUGUAAUUAUACGAAUAAAACUUGUUUAAAGUGUGAAUUACCAGGGUUUAUACCAGAGAAUUAUUAUUGCAAAAAUAUAUGUGGUGAUAUGUUAGUAGUAACAGAUCCAAAUGGAUUCUAUUUAGAAGAAUGUGAUGAUGGUAAUACAAUUAAUUAUGAUGGAUGCAGCGAUGUUUGUAAAUUUUAAUGUUAAAUACCAUCAAUUUGCAUCACUUGUGUAAAUAACAGAUGUGAAUUAUGCGCAAAUGGAUAUUAGCUUUCUAAUUAAAAGAUUUGUUUACCAAUUUGUGGAGAUUAGGUAAUAGUAGUUGGAGAAUCAUGCGAGAAUUCGUUUAUUUUACCCUAUAAAGGUUGUUAAAAUUGCUAAGCAAAAUGUUAAGCUACUUGUCUUACUUGCGAUAACUUUGGACUGGGUUGUCAGAUCUGUAAAGAAGGCUACUAUGUAAUUGAUAAUUUAUGUUAUUCAAUUUGUGGGGAUAAAAUAAUUACAGAAGAUGAAGAAUGUGAUGACGGCAAUUUAGUAUUUGGAGACGGAUGCCACCAAUGUUCUUAUAGUUGCCCUUAAUCUUGUUCGAUAUGUCACAAGGGAGUUUGCUUAGAGUGCUAUGAAGACUAUUAUUAUAGUAGGGAUACAUGCAUUCAAAUAAAAAAUGAACAUCAAGAUGCAAGAUGUGAUUCAAAUUGCUUAAGCUGCAGUAUCGAAGGAUAUGGCUGUUUAAUGUGUAAAAGUGGAUUCUAAAAUAUUGAUAAUAAAUGUUGGCCUGUCUGUGGAGAUGGGCUAGUACUUGCUGAAGAGGAUUGUGAUGAUGGUAAUUCAAUCUUUGGAGAUGGAUGCCAUUAAUGUUCUUAUAGUUGCCCUCUACCUUGUUCUUUAUGUAGUAAGGGAGUUUGUUAUGAUUGCUAUGAAGGCUAUUAGUAUAUUAAGAAUUCUUGUGUUAAAUUAAAAAAUGAAAUUCAAGAUGCAAGAUGUGAUUCAAACUGUUCGAGUUGCAGUAUCGAAGGACUUGGUUGUUUGGUUUGUAAGAGUGGAUUCUAAAAUGUCAGUAAUAAAUGUUAGCCCAUCUGUGGAGAUAAAUUAGUAACUGCUCAUGAGGACUGUGACGAUGGCAAUUUGACAUUUGAUGAUGGAUGCCAUCAAUGCUCUUUUAGUUGCCCUAUAUCUUGCAUAGAUUGUCAUCAGGGUGUUUGUUUAAAUUGUGGACAAGAAAAUUUUUAUUAUGAACAUUAAUGCUUUGAAUUGCUGGAGAAUGUUUAUUUGAAGGAAGAUACUAAUUUUGAAUUUGUGGAAUUAGUCAUUUCUUAAGCUUUCAUAGCAAAUCCUAGUUUAACAAGUAGAAUUCAAAUGAAGAUAUUUGACUUUUAUUAUCAAGAUUAUAGUUAGAUUGGUUAAUAUAUUGAAAUUAUGGAUUCAAGCUUUCCCUACAUAGACAUUGAAAUAUAUAUUAAAUGUUAAGAAAAUAAGAAAUUGGAGAGUCAAUUUUAUUAAUAAAAUUACUAGAAUGGCUUUGAGGAUAGUCAAAUAAUAUUCUCCUAAUCCUGUCAUAACACAUUUAAUCAUAUAAUUAAAUUUUCAUUUAGGUUAUAGAAAAUAAUAAUGAAAAAUUAAUUAUUGAUAAUAAAGAUUUCUGAAGAUCAAUUCAAAUUAUCAACAUUAUUUACCACUUUUAGACAAAAGCUUCUUGAAAUAUCAUUUAUUGACGCAUGA